AUGAGGGAGCGCCCGAGUCAAGAACUCUUCAGCGCGAUAUUAGAAAGGGUUGCAGAAAAGAGCAAUGACUGGGAAUCGAAUCUCAGGGACAUUGUGAAAAAGGUGGCCUCGGGCAUUGGGGGCCUUGCAAGUGCUGUCUUCGUCGGCACGAAUGCGGACAAAGUGGCAGCGGCUUCCUCAACACCAAUUUCUGCAGCGAUUACAGCCCUGAUUGAGAGGUUAUCAAGCAGCGACAAGGAGAAGACUCUGUCAGCGCUCAUAAGCGGCUUGAAAGGCAACGCGACCUGCAUUGUCGUGGAUGAGGCAAACCAAGCCCCACCAGUGACUACUGACUCUGAGUCGGCACAAAGAGCAUUGCAAUACUUCGUGAUGCUCACCAAGGAGAGCGGCCUUGCAAGCGUUGUGCUCAUCAGUUCAGAGCUGGGUUAUCCUUACCGACUUCAAGCUUGUGGCUUGAACUUGCUGGAUAUCAAAAACAUUAUCAUCGCCAACGAGGUGCCCAAGAAGGACAUGUUGGAGCUCAUGGUGAAGCGAUGGAACAUGAGCGACGAGCUUGCAGAGCAAUUCUUCCGCUAUUCUGGUGGAAACAUCGACCUUUGCUGCCUAGGAGUGCAGCAAUUGCGAACAUUUGGGGCUGAGUUUGACCCUUUUGUUUUGCUGAAAUGCCCCGGCUUGCCCACUUGCGCUGCCGACCCUGAUGCAAAGAAGCACCUCCAAAACUUGGCCAAGCAGGGCUGGUCUCCCGUCUAUGAGAUCGAAGCAGACAUGGGUGCGAAGCUCAUCGCCGAGAAGAAUGUGGGUGGCAUCGUUCCACAAGAUGCAAAAGCCUUCGACCUUCCUGAAGGCGUUUGGGAGGGCGAGCAUGAAACUGCACUCGUGCCAUCAGGGACAUUGAUGAGGUGGAAAAUUGCCAAAGAGCUGGAGCGCGUCGACAGGAUGGGCGCAAGAAACAGGGGCACUAUGUCAACACCUUCUUCUGUUUGGGUGAGACAACUACGCGAG
This is a messenger RNA of Symbiodinium sp. CCMP2456, 1002 nucleotides long. The record is from the annotation of a GenBank genome assembly. NCBI's taxonomy places the organism in Eukaryota, Dinophyceae, Suessiales, Symbiodiniaceae.